Miscanthus lutarioriparius is the source of this 2070-nucleotide messenger RNA. The record is from the annotation of a GenBank genome assembly. Lineage: Eukaryota; Viridiplantae; Streptophyta; Magnoliopsida; Poales; Poaceae.
AUGACGACGGAAGUGAUGUUGGCCGAGAUCCUAGCCAAGCUGGAGGAGGUGAACACCCUAUUGGGGAUCCGCGCUGGGCCACCGACUCCUUCAUCCCCUCCAUCGAUCCCCACCCACAUCGCUGGCAGCGGGGAGGACCAGGAGCGAGGAGUCCGUGCGUCGUCGGGCUUCACCGAGCUCCCUGACCCGCCCGUCUCCAUCGACGGCCACCUCGGCAUCCUCUUCGACGCCGACGGCGGGGGCGUCGACCGCCUCAGACGCCUCCCCGACUCGCUCCUACGCGACAUCGUCUCUCGCCUCCCCAUCAAGGACGCCGCACGCACAGCGGUGCUCUCCCGCCGCUGGAGCCCCAUCUGGCGCGCUACCCCGCUCCUCGCCUUAGACGACUUCCACCGCUUUGAGGGGGCCGUGCCCAGCGAACUCACCGCCCAGGCCCGCUUCGGCUUCUGCUCCGUUGAUUUACUUCCAGCUCGGGACCUGGCGCACAAGGUUGCGGCAAACCUCUUCGCCGUGCAGCGUGGGGCGCGGGUCAUCUACGACGCCAAUGCACGCAACGCCGUCCCGGGUAACCACCCCACCACCAGCACCCUGGUGACGGCCGCCUCGGCCUCACCCACCCCUUCCCUAACCUCCACUUCAAUCCAGGAAGCGACUCUUGUCUUCCAGUUUGGCACCACCGAGCUUCUCUAUGCCUCGCCCACCAGGUGCUCGACGCUGGGUCUCUACGACAUCGCCUGUGUUCCGGUGUCUGUCAUCCCACCUUACAACAUUGCUACCGACACCCAAAUCACCUGGAGCGAACACCUGCAGACCUUGCACGUCAGGUAUCCGGUGUUAUUCCCAACAGUUGGUUCUGUCUGGUUGUGUUUGGGCAUUGAAUCCCUUGAUGCCAACAAGGCGUUGGAGAUAAUGUUUCAUGGUUUUACUGUUUCUGAUUUGGCUGCCAAAGACAUAUAUGAAUAUGCCAAGGUGACAACAGUAUGGUUCAGUGGCUGCUACUCUACCGACACCAGCAACAUCAUUGUUGAAUUUGUAGCAUGUGAUGAUCUCCAAACUACAGAUGUGCUGCACAGUCACCUGCUAGAUAUGUUCAUGGCCUCUAGCAAUCCACCCAGUACUCGCAAUGUCAGGCCUCAGCAAGAAAAUUACAGAGUUAUUUCUAGACUGUACAAGCCUAAUGCUCUGGCUGCUCUCAGAUUAUGCAAGCACUUGGUUAGCAGUUACACUUUUCAGCUAGAAGGGACCUAUGCACAGCUUGAUUUGAAGGAGGGCAACUUAAGUCAUGGGCAUUGCCAGCUGCUGAAAUAUGCUAUUGGCUUUAUGGAGCAGUGGCUUGCCAGCCAAGGUGACCGGAAGAAGGGGGAGCCUUCUUCCGCGACAGGCGGUCGCAAGCGUGGCAAGCCACGCAAGGCGCGCAGAGACGCCCAGGCCGGGGCGCGAGGACAUGCCGAGGGUGAUGCCCGCGGAGGCGCUCAGGGCGGCGCCGCCGGUGGUCAGUUUGGUCAGUCUCUGAUCAUAUACACAAAUGGUUCUAAGUGUGCAUGGGGCUGUGACCAGCUUGAUCUAGAGAAAGAGCCUAAAUUUUAUCGGGACCUUGUUGUCUUGACACAUCCUAGAGGUCAUUUUGUGCAUGAAAGUGUCACACUAUUGCUUUGGCUUGGGAUUUUCACAGUGUUCAAAGAUUCUGUUGACACAUAUUGCACUGCUCAUGACACCAAAUAUGCUGCAGCUAUUACAUCGGUACAAAUACAGCUGAGUGCUUUCAGAAACUGCUACGACUUCAUUGUACUGCAGUCUGCUGGAGGCAGCAACAGCUCAAUCUACUUGAGUCAACCUGACACUUUUGUGCAUCUGAGAACCCCUAAGAUCUACAUAAUGAGUGAAUUUUGGCUUGAGCUCUUAGAAUCCGUCUUCGACAACGGCUUGAGGACAAGCCGUGCUUCAAGGAGGGGGGAAUGUCAUGGUAUGGGAUGUUAUGGACAUGGAGUCCGGCCCAGCAUCAAGGAAGGCGCCCACGAGCAAGAGGCCAAGGAAGCCCAAUCCAAGAGUAUCCGGCCCAGAAUGGCGUAA